This is a messenger RNA of Pipistrellus kuhlii (Kuhl's pipistrelle), 1331 nucleotides long. RefSeq names its product Yip1 domain family member 1 (gene YIPF1). The record is from RefSeq and is a predicted model, not a curated record. The coding region runs from base 274 to 1191 and encodes 305 amino acids. Lineage: Eukaryota; Metazoa; Chordata; Mammalia; Chiroptera; Vespertilionidae. Gene Ontology annotation, cellular component: Golgi apparatus; membrane. Gene Ontology annotation, biological process: vesicle-mediated transport. Gene Ontology annotation, molecular function: small GTPase binding. The transcript is spliced from 11 exons.
CUGGGCGCUCCCUGAAGUAGGCGGAGAAGUCCCGCCCCCCGGAUCUCCGGCUUCCGGCAUCUCGGAGGGACCCGGAACCGGUGCAGACAGCAUCCUAGGCCCCAGCCUUCCUGGACGGCUGGGCGGCAGGACGGCUGGACGCCGAGGCCCCCGAGAUGAGGAAACUGAGGCCCCAGGAGCUCACAGUUACACUGCGAGGAGCAGCAGAAUCGGGAAUGAAACCCAGACCUCUGCAAUUUGCUUUCUAAUAAUUGGGAGAAGACCACUGGCUGAAUGGCAGCUGUAGAUGACUUGCAGUUUGAAGAAUUUGGUGAUGUAGCCACUUCUCUAGCAGCAAACCCAGAUGCCACCACCAUAAACAUUGAGGGUCCUGGUGAAUCUCCCAAGAGGCCAGGACCCCCAAGAGGCUCUGGGAGAGAAGAGGAUGACGAAUUACUGGGAAACGAUGACUCUGACAAAACUGAGUUACUUGCUGGACAGAAGAAAAGCUCCCCUUUCUGGACAUUUGAAUAUUAUCAGACAUUUUUCGAUGUAGACACUUACCAGGUCUUUGACAGAAUAAAAGGGUCUCUUUUGCCAAUACCAGGAAAAAACUUUGUGAGGUUAUAUAUUCGCAGCAAUCCAGAUCUCUACGGUCCCUUUUGGAUAUGCGCCACAUUGGUCUUUGCCAUAGCAAUUAGUGGGAAUCUUUCCAACUUCUUAAUCCAUCUGGGAGAGAAGUCGUACCACUAUGUACCCGAAUUCCGAAAAGUGUCCAUAGCAGCCACAGUCAUCUAUGCCUACGCCUGGCUGGUUCCCUUCGCACUCUGGGGUUUCCUCCUGUGGAGAAACAGCAAAGUGAUGAACAUCGUUUCCUAUUCGUUUUUGGAGAUUGUGUGCGUCUAUGGAUAUUCACUCUUCAUUUAUAUCCCCACAGCAAUACUGUGGAUUAUCCCCCAGAAAGCUGUUCGUUGGAUUCUAGUCAUGAUGGCGCUGGGCAUCUCAGGCUCUGUCUUGGCAAUGACCUUUUGGCCAGCCGUUCGUGAGGAUAAUCGGCGAGUCGCAUUGGCCACAAUUGUGACGAUUGUGUUGCUUCACACGCUGCUUUCUGUGGGCUGCUUGGCAUACUUUUUUGAUGCACCAGAGGUGGACCAUCUUCCAACAACUGCAGUUGUCCCAAACCAAACAGUUACAGCAGCCAAGUCCAGCUGAAGAGGAAUUCUCUUUUAACUUUUUUGGAAUGUGGUCUCCUGGACACCAAAGCCAGCAGGAAAACUGACGGAAUGGCACCAACCCCUAACAUCUGAAGCCUCAUUACCUAUUUAACAAACAAAAUUAAAAGUUGUUCAGCA